This is a messenger RNA of Ananas comosus (pineapple), 2089 nucleotides long. Its product is annotated as 3-oxoacyl-[acyl-carrier-protein] synthase 3 A, chloroplastic-like. Gene Ontology annotation, molecular function: 3-oxoacyl-[acyl-carrier-protein] synthase activity. The transcript is spliced from 8 exons. Gene Ontology annotation, biological process: fatty acid biosynthetic process. Gene Ontology annotation, cellular component: chloroplast. Lineage: Eukaryota; Viridiplantae; Streptophyta; Magnoliopsida; Poales; Bromeliaceae. Bases 304 to 1521 code for a protein of 405 amino acids. The record is from RefSeq and is a predicted model, not a curated record.
AAAUAAAAUUUUGUUUAAUUUCCUCCUGCGAGGAAUAAUAAAAUAGUGAGCUGCGGCGCAGCAUUGGAGACUCCUAUCUUGUUCGUCCAAUCGUGCGUUAGCGUCAUCGUCAGCGUCAUCGUCCUCUUUCGGAAUUUCCAAAGCGAGAGAGAGAGGCGCGUAGCUCGCGCGAUUUCAUCUCCCUUUCCCCUCUCUGUAUCCCAAUUUAAACCCUACUUUCGAGUCCAUGAUCUCUCCUUCGCUUCUUCGUUCCCAUCCCGAGCUCUGAGCUCUCAACGAGAUCUCCCCACCCAACCUCCUAUAAUGGCGAACGCUCCCGGGAUCGUUUCCCCGCGCGUCCCGUGCCUCCGCGGUAGGAAUUGGGCUCAUCUCGGCCUCCUCAGAUCUGGGCUUUUCUCCGUACAAGGGAGUGCGAGUAGGGUUUCGUUCAGAUGCAUCGCCGCCGUGGACGGUGGCGUUGAGGGCGACGUGCUCGGCGCCGCGUCUUCGAGGCGUCGUCGCCCAAGAGUUGUUGGCAUGGGCUCGAAGCUUGUUGGAUGUGGAUCAGCUCUGCCAAGGCUUAUAGUAUCUAAUGACGACCUUGCAAAAAUUGUUGAAACAUCAGAUGAAUGGAUUUCUGUUCGAACAGGGAUUCGUAAUCGACGAGUUCUGACGGGGGAUGAAAAAUUGGGUGGACUUGCUGUGGAGGCAGCAAAGAGGGCUCUUCAGAUGGCUCAAGUCGAGGCUGAUGAUGUUGAUCUUGUUAUCAUGUGUACUUCUACGCCGGACGAUCUCUUUGGAUCUGGUGCUUGGGUGCAGAGAGAGUUAGGGUGCAAAAAUGCUUGGGCCUUUGACGCUACUGCUGCAUGCAGUGGGUUUGUUGUGGGCCUAAUCACAGCCAGUCGUUUUAUCAAAGGUGGAGGUUUUCAAAAUAUCCUAGUAAUUGGUGCAGAUGCUCUUUCAAGAUACGUGGACUGGACAGAUAGAGGCACAUGUAUUCUUUUUGGUGAUGCUGCUGGUGCUGUGCUUAUUCAGGCUUGCAGUGGUGAUGAAGAUGGUUUGCUGGGCUUUGACAUGAACAGUGAUGGCCAUGGACAAAAGCACCUACAUGCCAUAACGCAGGAUUCCGAAACGGAUUUGAUGCCAAACACUAAUGGUGCUCCACUUUUUCCUCCAAAGAAAUCAUCCUUUUCUUGCAUUCAAAUGAAUGGCAAGGAGGUUUUCCGCUUUGCUGUGCGGUGCGUACCGCAGUCUAUUGAAGUUGCACUAGAAGAAGCUGGCCUUACAAGUUCCAGUAUUGAUUGGUUGCUACUACAUCAGGCUAAUCAGCGGAUAAUAGAUGCUGUUGCCAGUCGAUUGGAUGUCCCGUCGGAAAAGGUUAUUUCAAAUUUAGCCAAUUAUGGAAAUACUAGUGCCGCAUCGAUCCCGUUGGCUUUGGAUGAGGCUACUAGAAGUGGGAAGGUGAAAACCGGCGAUACCAUUGCCAUGGCCGGAUUCGGAGCCGGCCUUACGUGGGGAUCUGCGAUAAUGAGGUGGGGAUAGAACUUCUAUCCCAGAGGCUAAUGGUAGACUAUUAUCAGGAGCACAUUUUAGAAACACCCAGAUUGGUUUUUCCUCCUCACCAUCAGACAGUAGAAGUUAGGUUUUUUAUUUUUCUUUUCUUUUCUUUUCUAUCUAAUGUUUUAUUUUAAUUUUGUUUCUAUGCUCUAUUUGGAUGGAGAGAAAAGUAAGAGAAGAGAAGAAAGGAGAGAAAAUCGCCCUCUGUAGAUUGGCAUGAAAAUUUUGGAGAGGAAGGAAGAGAAACGGAUAAAAGGAGAUGAAAUAAGCCCCCAAGAAUUGCAGAGAAAAUGAAAGGGGCAAAAAACAACACCUAGUAAAAGCCCACUUUUUUUCUUCUCUCUUCUAUCAAUCCAAACAUUACAACUUUUACUUGAGAACAUUUUUUUUUUCUCUCUCUUAACCUUCUCUUUUCUCCUAUGCUUUCCGUCCAAACCGUGCAUUAGUGUUGUUGGGUUUGUUAAUUUCAUGUAAAAAAUUUGUGGUGCUUGUCGAUGCAUUACUACUGUUGGUUUUUAAAUUUAAUGUAAAAUUAAUAAUGUGGUGCUGCGUA